Protopolystoma xenopodis is the source of this 459-nucleotide messenger RNA. Lineage: Eukaryota; Metazoa; Platyhelminthes; Monogenea; Polystomatidea; Polystomatidae. The record is from the annotation of a GenBank genome assembly.
AUGAAUGAUUCCUUUUUAUUUACAGUCUUGCUCUACAAGCAGAGUGAACUUUCAGCUCUGCUAAAGGCCGUGGCUAGACCGAAAAUACAUCCUUCCCGCUGCAGAAUUGAAUCUACACCAUCUUCCUCUGUUAUCACUAAGUCUGCCAACAUAAAGGGCGACACUAACCAUAGUUGCCCAGCUGUCGCCACUACGUGUAACUCGAUUGGCACCAGGUUUUCGCUCUCCGAUCUCGGACCAAAUGGUGCGACGCUCGUUGAUGAGGACUCCCUGCCACAGGUAGUGCUCACUACCACAAUACCUCCAUCAGUUGAGGAUAAUGCACCGCUUACCGCUGAAGCCAUGCUUAAUUCUAUGCAGCGCGGACUUUCUAGCAUAGACUCUGGUAAGAGAGUCGAUCUUCAUUGUGAUUUAAUUACCCCUCUUCUUCUUGAGCAAAUAUUCAUCUUCAGAUACUAG